AUGGGAGAGACGGAAGGUGAAGUCGGUGCAGCCGAUACGCGACCCUCUGAGGAGCCCGAAUCGACUCCUGUACAGGAUACGUUAGCGGUCCCGGUGCAGAAACGUCGGAAAGUGAAAUCGCCAACUCCUGGUACGCUGCGCGGUCGCAGCGCUACACCCAUACGCGGCAGGAGUCAAACCCCGUUCUCGCUAUACCUGAAUCGUCGCAGCGCUACGCCUUCGACAUGGCGCAGCAUAACGCCUUUCUUGAAACGCGAGGAGCGCGAGAAAACUCCUUUCGAACUUGGCAGGGAUAUUAAAACUCAAAUCACCUGCAAUAAAGCCGUUUUUGAUCGAGCAUUGGUUAUGGAUAUUACAGAGAGCGAGGAAGUUCAAAAGCCUGUGCGUUACAUAACGACCGAUUUGUCUGUCAUUGAUCGUGCUGCCGUAAUGGAUGUAUCGAAUGUUGAGGUUAUCUACUUGAUUGAGGAGUACGAGGAUGUCGAAGAGGAGGAGGAAAUCAUAGAGGAGGUGAAGCCGAAGAAGAAAGCCAAGGGCAAGAAGGCGCGCACACCACGCAAGUCAGUCGAAAAGGAUGCAAGAUCCGGCUCUAUUUCGGAAGCUGAAGCGGAGUCCGGUGAUAUUGAAAGCGCCGACCGAGAGGAGAGUAUCGAGCCGGAUGAAUUCGAUGAGCCUGUAAAGAAGGGCAAAAAGAAGGCUGCCCCUAAGAAAAAAGAAAAGAAGGAGAAAUCGCCCAGUCCCAAGUUGACCUUGAAAUUGGAAAUGGGCGGCGGUCAAAAGGCCAGUAAGAAAAUGUUUGAGGAAAAACAGGCCGCAGGACCUGCACCCAAGCCACCACCGAAGAAGAGUAAACUUGUCUUGCAAAUGGAGGAGCAGGCCAAGGCAGCGGCUAAAGCUGCCGAAGAUGCAGCAGCUAAAGCAGCUUCUAAGCCCAAAGGCGAAACUUUUGCUGAGCGCCAAGAACGCUUGAAGAAGGAGAAAGAGGAGCAGGACCGCAUUGAAGCAGAGUUGGCCGCGCAGCGGGCGGCCGAACAGGCUGAGGAGGACGAGGAGCCAGAAGAUGAGGGCGGCGAAGAAGAGGACGAAGAGGGUGAUGAAUCACACGCUGGCACUGAGUCGUAUGGCGGCGACUAUGCCGAUGAUGGUGGCAGCGAAUAUCGGGACGAAGAAGCAGACCCAGAGGAAGGUGCUGACGCUGAGGCGGAGGAAGAGGAUGUGGUACCUGAACUGCCAAAGAGCAAGAAGCGCCGUGGCAGCAAUUCAUCUGAGGAGUUCACCAGACCCAAUCCCUACGAUGAGGAACGAUGGCAGCGAAUCGCCGCGGAAGAGGGUGAGGAGUUUAUGCAACAAAUGCGCAAAUACAGUUUGCGCAUACACAAGAGCGAGAAGGAACGUGAUGCCGAAUGGCAGCGUAUACGCGAGCAAGCACGUUUGCCACAUUUCAUUGUCUACUUAACGGAUCGUACCGUUGAAGCUGGCCAUAAUGUGCGUAUUUCUUGUGCUGUCGGCGGUCCCGAGUUGUCGGUGAAAUGGUUCAAGGAUGGUCGGCAAUUGGAGCGUGAUGCCACACAUCGCAUCAUCAACAACAACAACAUUUUGGCAUUGGAGGUGGUAAAUACGACGAUUUUAGAUUCCGGCGAGUACACCUGUGUAGUGGCGAAUUCCAACGAUACCGUUCAGUCGUCUUGUUAUAUAACAAUCUAUGAGAUAUUCAAGGAUGAACCAGCACCUCCUUCAUGCAAGCUCGUCAAAGAGUACUACCAUUUGCGUGACGAUGAGCUCACAAUAGAGUGCCACUUACACGGCGUGCCACGUCCAGUUGUCGUUUGGAUGAAAGGUGGCCUCGAAAUCAAGCCGAGUUACAAGUUUACCAUGCUUGAGGAGGCACAUGGCACCUACAAGUUGCUCAUCUACAAACCGAAUGAUAGGGAUAGCGGUAGUUAUAUCUGUAAGGCAGUGAACUCCAGCGGCGAAGUGCAAAUUAGCCAUCACGUCGAAGUGGCCAAAAAUAGACAUUUCCAUGCGCGCGGCAUCUUCCACGCUCGCGAUCGUCUACAAAAGGACAAGGAGUUGUCGGCAAAGAAGGCCAUGACGGAGGCGCUCAAAUCAAAAGCCGCCUCAGACCUUAAGCGCACCUCACUAGCGGCUGAGGCAAGGGAGCGCGUACAUCGCGCGUCACCCGAGCCAUUGGUUUCGCCGAAGCAAAAACUCACAUUCGCCACACAACUGCGCGAUCGCAUGGCACUGGAAGGAAGCACUGUGCGCUUCGUGUGCACUGUCAUCGGACCGAGCCCCACCUGUCGCUGGAUGAAAGAUGACAAGUGGGUGGUGGCUGGUCCCACUGUUAAGAAUCUAUCCGAGGAAGGCAAGGCCAUACUUGAGGUGAGCAAGGUUACAUCCGAAGCAUCAGGCGUGUACAAGUGUGUGGCCAAGAACGAACAUAGCGAAGUUGAAACGCAGUGCUACUUCAAGGUGUACAGUGCACAGGCUGAUGGCGAUGAACAGGAGCCAAUGUUCGCACUACCACUCAGAGAUGUAUACCACUCGUCGCAGAACGAUUUAAUUAUCGACACGAAGGUGCGCGGCAACCCCCGCCCCAAGAUUACAUGGGUAAAGGACAAUUUACCAGUUGUGCUCGAUGAUCGUCGCGUACAGAUCGAGCAUUUGGACGGUAUCUGUGAGCUGAUCAUUAACAAGCCAACAACGAAUGAUAGCGGUGUGUACACUUGCAUAGCUGAAAAUAAAUUGGGCAGCCAGAAGACCACACACACAGUUGUUGUAGAAGUUGUGCAAUUGUCGCGUCGUUCGAGUUUAUUGUCCAACGUAAUGACCGAAUCGGAUAGCGAAGCUGGCGCUGGAGAAGCGGCUGGCCAAAAGGGUGAGAAGUCCGAAAAGCGCAGCCGUCUUCCAAAAUCCAAGAAGAAGGAUGACGACGAAGCUGAGUCAGGCACCUAUGAGCGUCGCAGUCGCAUUCCCGAUCCCACACCAAAGCAGCAAUUGUACUUCAUUGCGAAUCUAUCGAAUCGCUAUGUAGCCGUGGGCUCUAAGGUUAAACUGCAGGCAGUUGUCGGCGGUCCAGAUGCCACUUUUAAGUGGCAGAAAGAUGAACAAAAUAUUACCUAUGGACCACGCAUACGCAAUAUGAGCCGCGAGGGUUUGGCCUGCUUGGAGUUCCUGAAUCUUGCGCCCGAAGACUCUGGCGUCUACACUUUGACAGCGCAAAAUGAAUUCUGUAAAAUAACCACCUCGGCCUUGAUACACGUUUACUCGCCGAAGGUCAGCAGCGAUGUGGAGCCGAUGUUUACGCGCUCACUGAAAGAAAUCUAUCAUCUGAAUACAAAUGAAUUAAUCUUGGAGACGGGAGUACGUGGCCAGCCUGCGCCGCAGGUAACAUGGUCUAAGGAUAAUUUCGAAAUAAAAAGUGGUGGACGUUUCCAAAUUUUGCAACACCAGGAUGGCACUUGCGAAUUGAUCAUUGAUAGACCCGAUAAAAAGGACUCCGGCAAAUAUGUGGUGCGCGCGGAGAAUAGCGCUGGAAAGAGUGAAAUUUUGCACACGGUGCUUUUUGAGGGUAGUGCUUCUCAUAUCGCUGAGAAUAUCCAUGGUGUAUUCCAUGCUGAUAAGAGCCUGUUGCGUCCCAAGGCAACAGAGGAAGAGAAGAAGCCAGCACCAACAGCGGCAGCAGCCAAAGAAGGUGAUACGACCGAAGGUGAAUCGGAAGAGAAGGACGCAAAGGGCAAAGGCAAGAGUAAGGUUAAGCGAGCAAAGAAAGAGGAGGAAGAAGUUACCUCAUCGGCAACCGAGUAUGCCUCGGAUGCUGGUAGUCUUAAGAAACGUGAAAAGGUUAUCGGCAUUCAUUUCGCUACAUCUGUGCGCGAUCGUGUUGUAGCUGAGGGUUCUAAAGUGAAGAUAUCUUGCUUCUUAGAGUCGAAGGAGCCACAAGUUAAAUGGUUCAAGAACGACGAAGCCAUUCAGAAUGGCCCUAAAAUUAGGGGACGCUACAGUGAAGGCUUAUGCCUGCUGGAAAUAUUCAGUGCUACGGCUGAGGACAGCGGUGUGUACAAGUGCUGGGCGCGUGAUGAAACUGGCGAGGCGUCCACCUUCUGCAAAUUGGAAGUGUAUGCCGAUCCCGGCACUGGCGAUGUACCGCCCACAUUCACGCGCAACAUCAAAGAUACCUAUCAUGGCAAGAUCAAUGAGCUACAGCUGGACGUGCAUGUGCGUGGUCUACCCACACCAACUGUGACUUGGGUUAAGGAUGGUGUUAAAAUUGAAUCAAGCGAAAAGUAUCAGCAAAUCGAUCACGACGAUGGUCUAUGCGAGCUAUUCAUAAUCGAUCCAGUACAGGGCGAUAGUGGCAAAUAUGUGUGUCAGGCUGAAAAUCGUGAAGGAAAAACUGAGAUUACUCACAUUGUGACCGUGGAACCCAGACGCCGACGUCCAGUUUCGCCAUCGAAGGAGGCUAGACCACCAGUGAAGCCAGCAACAGAGGAGGAACAGAAAGAGGGCGAGGAGGGUGAAGAGAAGAAAAAGAAGAGGAAGGCUAAGGACGAUGAGGAGGGUGGCGGUGGUGGCAGACGUGAAGCGCCACCUCCACCAGAUCUAAAGAAAUAUCUAUACCUGAGAAAUUUCCUCUCAAAUCGUACCGUGAAGGCGGGCAGCAACGUUAAAUGGAUGGUCAAUAUCGAUGGACCGGAGCCAACUGCACGUUGGUUCCAUGGCGAUACGCCUAUCGCUUUUGGACCAAAAAGCAAACUGUCCUGCCAGGAUGGUAUUGCAUGGUUGAAUUUGAUAGGCGUAACCGAAGAAGAUGCUGGCCAAUAUACACUGCGCAUCAAAGGUUCGGAGAAUGAGGUGGUUAGCACUUGCGAACUAUUUGUCUACAGAACCGGUGUGGAGGAGUUGGUGGCGCCCGUUUUUACUGUGGGCAUCAAAGAUACCUAUACGAUUAACGAGAAUACACUGGUUCUGGAUUGCCGUGUACGCGGUAAACCACGUCCCGAUGUACAAUGGUUGAAAGGCACCGAACCGCUCAACGAAGGCGAUCGCUAUAACAUUAUCACAUCUGCAGAUGGCCAUACCAAAUUGAUUAUUAACAAUCCGACCGAGAAGGAUUCCGGUCUCUAUGCUUGCGUUGCCCGCAAUGAAGCUGCCGAAAAUAAGAUCACUCACCAAGUCGACUUCGUUGGUCGUGAACGUUUCGCACUCGAGAAGACACACGGCUACUUCCAUCGCGAUCCCAAUAAGCCACACUUUAGUGUACCGCUCAGCAACCAGACGGUUUGUGCCGGCGGUACAGUUGCCAUUUCGGCUGAGUUCAUGAAAUCAUCCACACCACUGGAGGUACAUUGGCUAAGAGAUCGUAAAAAUGUCUCUUCCCUGCCGGGCGUACAAACAUUUAUGGAAGGUGGCGUCUAUACACUGGCUAUAUUAAAUGCACAACCCGAAGUCGAGGGUACGUACACAUGUCGUGCCUCGAAUGCCUUCGGUCGCAUUGAAUCACAUGUGAGUGUUGAUGUGGCUGCCGGUGUACCGAAGGAUGAACGUCCACCGUUGUUCCUGUCCAGACCAGAUACCGAAAUGAAGAUUUUAGUUGGUGAUCCAUUCUCGAUUUCGUUCCGUAUUGCUGGCGACCCGAAACCAAAAUUAUCCUUCUUGAAAGGCACUAAGGACAUAACCAAAUCAGAUAGAGUUAGUAAGGAGGUAUCGGAUGACUACACCAGAUUUACAGUGCAAAGUUCACAAAUCGCCGAUUCGGGUACAUACUUUGUCGUUGCGCGCAACAACUUCGGCACCGACAGAGUAUUUGUGACUGUUGCGGUAAUGCCACGCGCACGCUCCGAAACGCCGACCUCGCCACGCUGGGGACAGCGACUCGAAAGUUUCCCUGACGUUUCAUAUUUCAGAGAUCCUCCAGGUCCCAUCUCCACGGAACCCUUGGUAGUCGACUCCGGUCCCACGCACAUCUCACUCUCUUGGGGUAAGCCGCUGCGCGAUAAUUCUGCGCCUGUUAUCGCCUACCGCGUAGAUGCUUGGAUCGUUGGCCAUGAAGGUGGCGCUAUGUGGAAGGAGCUGGGCCUAACUCCCAUCAAUUCGUUUGACGCCUUCAAUUUGAAGCCGAAUGUUGAAUAUCAUUUCCGUGUUACGCCCAAGAAUCGCUACGGCUGGGGUCCAUCGGUGCAAACUAGUAGUCCACUGCAAGUAGGCGGCGCUGAAUGCCUACCAGAAUUCGUUAAGAUUCUACCCGGUCAGUUGAAGGCCUUGCUGGGCACCCAGCUGACGCUGGAGUGUGCAGUACGUGGUGCGCCACGCCCCCAAAUUGAUUGGUAUAAGGAUGGCAUGCAUAUCAGUCCAUUAGCAGAACGAAUGAGAAUUCGACAAAUCGGCUCGACCUGCACGCUAAUAAUUGCGCCAGUUUCAGAGUUGGAUGCUGGUCGUUACACUUGCGAAGCCACGAACGCCAAGGGCAGGGUAUCGACUUUCGCACGCGUACAAAUUGUCUCCGAUCUGCGUUUGUAUGAAGCCGAUACAAAACUAAAGGAAAUUAUUCAUUCAGAUAAAGUAGCCCCAGCUGGUGACACGCUGCCCAUAUUCACAAUGCGUUUGCGUGAUCGACGCGUGCAAAUGACGUAUCCAGUGCGUCUGACGUGCCAAGUUGUGGCCUAUCCCACACCUGAAGUAUUUUGGUAUAAGGAUGAUCAGCAAAUCGUUGAGAGUCGGCGCUGUCUCAUUACAGACGAUGGGCAAUUCCAUACAAUCGAAUUGGCGAGUACUAUUUUGGAUGAUAGUGGAGUUUAUACUUGCACAGCUAAAAAUGAACUGGGUUCGGUGUCGUGUCAUUGCACAUUGGUCGUGGAUAAGGGCAUACGCGCUUACAUAUCGCCGGAAUUCUACAUGCCGCUCGAUCCUUUGUAUAUUUACCAAGAAGGACAGGAGAUACGGCUCACUGCUAAGGUGGAAGCUUAUCCCACGGUGGGUGUUUCGUGGCACCACAAUGGUGUACGUUUACGUCCCAGCAGACGCAUUUGCGGCACGCUAGACGCCAACGGCUUCGUAGAGUUGGUGAUUGCCGAUGCUACGUUACACGAUGCGGGCAUUUACGUGUGUGUCGCUUCAAAUGCAGUUGGUAAAGUGGAGAGCAGUUGUCGUGUGGUAAUCGAAGAACCCGACGAGGAUCAGCAGCAGAAGGGACAGCGGGCUGGCAGCCACAUACCGGCGAUUGUGAAAUGUGACCUACCAUAUUCCAAACAGCCCAUGUUUGUUGUUAAGCCACGCUCUAGCGAGGCCUAUGAAGGCGAUACGGUCAUCAUAUUCUGCGAAGUUGUUGGCGAUCCAAAGCCGGAAGUAGUGUGGCUGCGUGAUUUCCUCAAUCCGGAAUACUAUAAAGACGCACCACAUUUCCGACCGGUGGGCGACGGACCAGAAUACAGGCUGGAAAUACCCAGUGCCAAGCUGGACUUCACUGGCACUUACUCGGUUAUUGCGAGCAAUUGUCAUGGUGAGGCAAAGGCCGUAAUAUCAUUGCAAAUUUUCGCUAAAGAUAUACUAAAUAAUUUAUCAAUGGAGAAGGGUUCUAUACGUCACGGCAACGUUGAAACCUUCCCGCGCUUCAUUCGCCACCUCCGAGACUUGCGCUGCUGCGAUGGCGACGCCAUCACUUUGGAAUGCCAUGUUGAAGCAUUCCCAGAACCGGUAAUCAUUUGGGAGAAAGAUGGCCGCGUGCUGCCGAGCGGCAAAGACUUGACAAUGUCCUACGAUGGUAUCAAGGCCACCCUUAGCAUACCGCGCAUUUAUCCAGAAGACGAGGGCGAAUAUACCUGCGUCGCUAAGAACAAUCUCGGACGCACACUUUCCUCCGCCUGCAUUAUUGUCGACGUGCCCGAAGAAAAAGAGAACAUGCUGAAUCGUCAGCUAUCACGUCCCAGUGGUUUGCUGUCAGCCAGCUCAACUCCACGUUCAACGCCACGUUCCACACCCAAUCGUUGCUUCUCACCGCGUCGCCUCUCCUAUCGUUCGUCACAAAUCGAUCUGAGCGACGGACGUAUCGGCAGCUAUCGACGCGCAAUGUUGGAUUCGCAUUGCGUAGCUGCGCCGAAAUUCCUUGCCAUUCCCCACAGCCGUGUCGUCGAAGAGGGCGAUAGCGUGCGCUUCCAAUGCGCAAUAGCUGGUCAUCCCACACCCUGGUCCACCUGGGACAAAGAGGGUAUCAUCGUUACGCCUACUGCGCGAAUAGCUGUGAAAGAGGUGGAUGAUUUGCGUUUUCUGGAAAUUGAUGAGGUCACAUUCGAUGAUGCCGGCUUGUACCGCAUUACUUUGGAGAAUGAUUACGGACGUAUUGAGGCUACAGCACGCCUCGAUGUGAUUGGUCGUUCGCGUUACUCACGUUCACCUUCUGCGCGCAGCGUACGUGCAUCCUCAUCACGACGCAAUGCACACAUACAUCGACGCAUUAUGGGACCAUCGACGGCGAUCGGUGGCCGCAUGGCCUUGGCUACCGGCUAUCGUGGAUCCUCUGUGCCAUCCUGUAAGUUCUAUCACAAUGGUUAUGAACUGGAGGAGGAUGAUGAGCGCGUGCAAAUCGUAGUGAACGAACAUGAAGCGCUGCUAUGUAUUGACAAUGUGACCGAAGCCGAUGAGGGCCUGUACACAUGCAUUUUGCAGGGUGAACACGAGCCGCUGCUCACCAGCACCUGGGUGCAGUUCCAGUCAACGGAGGAUGAAGCAUUGGCUGCGCGCCUAAGAGAACCACGCAUUUCCCGUUCACUUCCCACGCAAUUGCAGGCAUACGAACGCGAUACUGUAGAUUUAUGCCUAGAAUUAGAGUGCGCAGAGCCAUAUAGCUACACCUGGACGCGCAACGGUGAGUUGCUACCCGACGAUGAGGACUUCAAUCAAAUCGAUCACGGCAAUGGCAUACUCUGUCUGCGCAUAAACGACGCUUUCGAUUUAGAUUCCGGCGAGUAUGUCUGUGAGGUGCGUACUGCUGCUGGUCUAACUUGCAGCACUGCUUGUCAGCUUAACAUUAUCGAAGCCGAAGAGGAGCGUUUGUCUGCCUUAGCGCAGCAUGAAUGUCAGCCGAUAUUGCUGAAAUCACCGCUGCCUCUACUGACGAAUGUUGGUGCUGCUGAAGUAGCAUUUUGCGCGCGCGUUUACCCACCAGAAGCCAAUGUACAGUGGUUUGUCGGUGGUCGCGAAAUAGUAGAAGAGAAUGAGGAUGAAGCCAGCGAGCAUGAGUCAUUCGACGAUGAUGACGACGACGAGGACAACGACGGCGCAGUGAUAAAGUCGCGUACGACGACGCAUGUAUCCAACGAGCCAGACGGCAUACGCAUACUCCGCAUACAGAACGUCAAACAGCGACAUUGCGGCGAGGUGCAAUUGAGUGUGACACAUCUUGGUAAGCCAAGUUCGACGCUACGCGCUUACACUAGCCUCAUUGUGCUGCCAGGACGCGCGCCCACAGCUGAGCAGACUCCACGUCCACAUACAAGUGACGACGCUGAUAAGACAAUCGAGGCGCUGAUACAGCCCGAGCAGGUCGAGGUGCCUGCAUGCAUUUUGGAGGGACCACAGGAUUGUACCGCUCUCAUCGGUGGCAGCGUUAAGCUAAGCGUCAGCUACGAGGCUGUGCCGCGCGCACAAGCCAGCUGGUUCAAAGGGUGCCGUCCCAUUGUCGAGCAGCGUAACAUUUGUAUACGUAGCAGCGCUAAGCGUUCAACGCUUUUAAUCACCGACAUUGCGGCCGAUGAUAGCGGCAAAUAUACGGUGGAGAUUAUGAAUGCGUUUGGCAGCGAUGCGGCGGCCGCUUCGGUGGCGGUGGAAGGACCACCAGAUGCGCCCAGCGGCAAGCCAAGUAUCUCACAAGGUCCCGAUCGCAUUGCGGUGGCAUGGUGUGGCCCACCCUACGAUGGCGGUUGUAUGAUAACUGGUUUUAUCAUUGAAAUGCAACAGUUGCCUACUGCCGCACAGAAUGUUGAAUGUGACGAAUUGACUGAUGGCGAAAGCGGCGGUUGGCAUGAAAUCGCUACCGUUGUGGACUCAUUAGCGUACACCGUUAAGAAUUUGACACCGAACGCCACAUAUCGAUUUCGUGUGCGCGCCAAAAAUGUACACGGCUGCAGCGCACCCAGUUUGCCCAGUGACGCGGUUGAGUUGCAAGCUCAAGAAGUUUCAACUGAAGACUUCCACAGGCCGAUUAGCGUUAAGUCAGGUGGCGAUUUUAAAAAUCGCUUCGAAGUACUCGAGGAGUUGGGCAAGGGGCGCUUCGGUGUCGUCUAUCGUGUACAGGAACGUGAGGAGACACGACAAAUACUCGCCGCAAAAGUGAUUAAAUGCAUUAAAGCGCAAGAUCGUCAAAAAGUAUUGGAAGAGAUAUCGAUAAUGAAAUCAUUGCAACAUCCGAAGCUAUUGCAACUUGCUGCUUCUUUUGAAAGCCCACGCGAAAUCGUAAUGGUGAUGGAGUACAUCACUGGCGGUGAGCUAUUCGAACGCGUUGUUGCCGACGAUUUCACGCUCACCGAACGCGAUUGCAUACUCUUCCUGCGACAAGUGUGCGAAGGUGUCGCCUACAUGCACACCCAGUCGAUUGUACACUUGGACCUGAAACCAGAAAAUAUUAUGUGCCAUACACGCACCAGCCAUCAAAUUAAAAUAAUCGAUUUCGGUCUGGCACAGCGGCUGAAUAUGAAAACGCCAGUGCGCGUACUAUUUGGCACGCCAGAGUUCAUACCACCCGAGAUAAUUAGUUAUGAACCCAUCGGUUUUCAGUCGGAUAUGUGGAGCGUGGGCGUCAUUUGUUAUGUGCUCUUAUCUGGCUUAUCACCUUUCAUGGGGGACACAGAUGUGGACACUUUCUCGAAUAUAACACGCGCCGAUUACGAUUUCGAUGAUGAAGCUUUCGAUUGUGUAUCACAAGAGGCAAAGGACUUCAUUUCGAAUCUGUUGGUGCAUCGCAAAGAAGAUCGUUGGACAGCAAAACAAUGUUUGGAAUCGAUAUGGCUAACGCAGGAACAUGACGAAAAUCUCAGUAAUAAAAUCUGCACAGACAAACUAAAGAAAUUCAUAAUACGACGCAAGUGGCAGAAAACCGGAAAUGCUAUACGCGCUUUAGGCCGCAUGGCUACGCUCUCUGCUUCGCGUCGCAAUUCCGCCAUUUCCGGCGCUGGAAGUCUACCCAACAGUCCACGACCUUCCAUAUCCGGUCUACAUCACAUCUUUAAUCCGCAUAACGGCACGCACAUGGGUUCAUUGCACGAAGAAGAUGACGACUUUAGCAUUGAGCUGCCGGCGCCAACAACGCUUGAGGCGCAGCGACGCAUACAAAAAACGCUGAAAGUGCGCGACAAAUCGCAAUGUAGCGAACGUAGCGAUUCCGGUUACAGCGAGUGCUCGAACUGCAGCGCAGGUGGAAAUUUGCCGUGCCACUGCAUUGGCUCGACGACUGUGCCGGUGAUAGCACAGCAUAGCGCUGCGGAUGAACUGGCGGCAGCAAACGCAGAGACGCUGCUGUCGCUGGGCGUACCACACCUUGUACUCAAGUCGAAGUUGGAAGAAAUCGCACAGCAAACGGAAAUCGAAUGCAGUACGCGCAGUAGUCAGCGUGGGGAAGGAAGACACGUUGCCGAGGUUGAGUCGACGACAGACUUGGCGCUACCAUGUUUUGAUGAAAAACAUACAGAUACGCUAAGCGCAUUGGGGCAGCAGUUGCGACAAGCGAGUUUGAACACAGCAGCGCCAGCAAUGGAAGAGAGCGCAAUGGAAACGUACUUGCCAGCGCUGGGAACGGAUGCGGUCUUCGUGACAAUGACCGAAGCGCCACCACUGUCUGUGUCACCCACCUCCACCUCGCACGUUAAUGUGCUGGACACUACUGCAGUAUUAGCAUCGCCACCACACCGUGAACCCAUCAUGCGCUCCGACUUCACCAACACCGUUAAGAUGCGCAAGAAAUCGCUGGAGAAUAACGCGCUGCGCGAAAAACCCAAGCAGCAGUCCAAACCGAUUUUCGAAGCAGCGGGAAAAGUUUCACAGUUGAAGAAUAAAUUUAACAACGCGUCUAGCGGCAGCAACAAUGCCAAGGCGGUGAAUUCGGGAAAGUUGGGAGCCACGCAAACAUCACCGCUGCCCAUCAGCGCGCGCGAACAUGGCAAGCAUGCUGCUAACAAACGCUUCGCCUACAAUAGCCAAACAAACGCAGCAACCGCCACAACGAAAUCAACGAACUCAACAUUACAACAACAACAGCAAAAACAGUGCACAUCCAUGCCCAGUUCGCCAUUGUUUGGGCGCGUAUCAGCGCCACUUCGGUUAAGCAGUCGCGUACGUGAGGCGACCGAGCGCUUGGCGCAGCAGCAAACAGCCGCUACCAGCGCGCGACGCAUCGAGGCGCGGCGUUAGUCAACAACGACAACAGCAAAACUUGCAAAUGUAAAUACACAUAGCAGUAGUAGGUAGGGUAGUAGCGGCAAUGCGUUAACGGCAGCAGUAAUACGCGCUGAAGAAAGUCGUUUCCGCGCGCGCGCUUCCCUUAUAAAUUAAAUAAAGCCACGCGCACAGUAAAGGAACCAUCAAAAGCGCAUCUAGAAGCUUUAUAAAUAUUAGAUUAUACGAUGCGCGUCCCCUACCACUGCCGCGUUGUGCUCGAAGUCCAUCGAAUUCGCCAACUGGAUUGAUACAAAACUGAUAUUCUGUUAAUAACGUGUUGAUGUUGUUGUAUAGUAUUUUGUUACCCAAAAAAUCUCGUAAAAGUUUUAUUAUUGUUUUUUAUAGCUUCCUUAUUUAACCUUAACCUACGAACACUCGAAUAAAUCUACAAAUCCAAAUAAAUAUGUAAUACAUACAAUACAUGCUUAUGAGUAUUAUCCAAUGAAAGUAAACGUGUGUGUUCGUGCGCAAACUAUCGCCCACAUCAAUGUGCGCAUGCGCGUUUCGGCGUAUACUUUUUAUGUACACCUACAAAUGCUCACAGAUAAGCGAUGAUAAAACACUUUAAAAGCCGGCACACAUUGUACUACAACAUAGUUUUUGUUCGUUUUUGGAACCGGAUUGAACCCUCCUUUAAGCACUUCUAAAUGUUCGAAUACCUUGUGUUUGUAAGUAUAUAUUUCAUACUCUAUUGCAACACAAAAAUACACAUACAUGCAUAUAUAUUUAUUUAAAAACUCUAUAAAAAAUUCUAAGAAUAAUUGCUCUAACAUAAAUUGUAAUUAUGCAUUACUUAUCAUUACAUUGUUAAUUAUUAGAAAUUAAUUGUUUAAUACUACAAAAAUACAUACAUACACACAUUACAAGUAAAUACCUAAAUAAUUACAUAUAUAAAUAUUACGAUGUUCUUAAAUUUCUUAUUGUAUCAAGACGCUGAGUUGUUUGA
Rhagoletis zephyria (snowberry fruit fly) is the source of this 13369-nucleotide messenger RNA. RefSeq names its product myosin light chain kinase, smooth muscle-like. Lineage: Eukaryota; Metazoa; Arthropoda; Insecta; Diptera; Tephritidae. The record is from RefSeq and is a predicted model, not a curated record. Gene Ontology annotation, biological process: protein phosphorylation. Gene Ontology annotation, molecular function: ATP binding; protein kinase activity; protein binding.